This is a messenger RNA of Zymoseptoria tritici IPO323, 888 nucleotides long. RefSeq lists its product as uncharacterized. The record is from RefSeq and is a predicted model, not a curated record. NCBI's taxonomy places the organism in Eukaryota, Fungi, Ascomycota, Dothideomycetes, Mycosphaerellales, Mycosphaerellaceae. The transcript has 2 exons. The coding region runs from base 1 to 888 and encodes 295 amino acids.
AUGGCUGAGAACAACGGAGAGCACGUUGAUGGUACCCACUGUGUGCAUUGCCCGGCUCACCUCCGCGACCAUUGCCCUGGGCUCACGAACAGUCGCCAAUAUCAACCCUCGACUGCCAACAGUAUGGCGGCUGUGUUGGAGGCUUCCGGGCCACUUGACUUCCGCUCGAGCUUCCGGAGUGCAGCAGCAGUGCGUGAAUCUGUGGCAAUCGAAGACAUAUCUUCGCUACUUGCCCUGUUGCGCGCCCAAGAGAUAGACGACUCGGCCUCCGAAUCCGACUCCUCCGCAUCCGACGACUUCGACGAAAUGCCCAUUCUCAUCCCGCACGACUACGAUUCUGGUCCCUCGAUUACGUUGCGUACCACUUACGCCGACAGCUUGACCGUCAACACUGCCGAGACAUUCGAAUGUGCCAUCUGCCGAGAGCGUCAUGACAGCGGUCACAAGACAACUUGCGGACAUUUGUUUGACGUGGUGUGUCUGCAGGAUUGGGUUCGGAUAUCCGAGCCUCAGGAAGGAUUCAAAUGUCCGACUUGUCGUGCUUCGCUCGUGGCCAAUGACAUUAUCACCGAACCAGAUGCCGCCAACACCGUUGAGACGCCCACGGCGACUACACAAUCUGCUUCCACCGCCUCUCGGUAUACUUUGACGAGCAAUGUUACCAACGUGCGAUUCUAUGUGGCUCAAGUCGAUGGGCCUCAUCCACAAGUCUAUUUUGGCAGCACCAACAACAUUCAGGCUCGGGAGUAUAUUGGCACCGGAGAUCGAGCUCUCGCUCUUGCGGAUGGCAACCCUUUGUCUGAGCUCCGCGGAACUGAAGUGUCCUUGGACGACGAUGAAGAAGAGGAGGGCAUGCUCGACGAUGUUGAGGACAGUGGCGCCGCCUGA